Rana temporaria (common frog) is the source of this 816-nucleotide messenger RNA. RefSeq names its product ring finger protein 181 (gene RNF181). The transcript has 6 exons. The record is from RefSeq and is a predicted model, not a curated record. The coding region runs from base 159 to 629 and encodes 156 amino acids. NCBI's taxonomy places the organism in Eukaryota, Metazoa, Chordata, Amphibia, Anura, Ranidae.
AGGACCCCGCCUCCUUUAGACGCCUAUUGAUGCCAAGGGAAAUUCGAGCUCUCUGAUUGGCUGAAACGCGGAUCCGUGAGUCUGGCCGCUCCUACUGUGUCACCUGGGCAACUUCCGGAAGUCUGUAAGUGGAGGAACACCGGCCGGGGUGAAAAGGUAUGGCGUCGUACUUUGAUGAACAUAACUGUGAGCCCACAGUGCCGGAGGAGCAGUAUCGCCAGAAUGCCUUGUUAGAGCUGGCAAGGAGUCUCCUCAGUGGGAUGGAUAUUGAUCUUGGGCCCAUGGAUCUUACAGACUGGGACCACAGACUUCCUCCUCCAGCUUCCAAAAACAUUGUAGAAAAUUUGCCAAAAGUCAUUGUGACAGCAAAGCAGGCAGACGCUGCCCUCAAAUGUCCGGUGUGCUUGUUGGAGUUUGAGGAGGGAGAAACCGUUCGGCAGUUACCUUGUGAACACCUUUUUCAUUCAGCCUGCAUCCUGCCAUGGCUAGGGAAGACCAAUUCCUGCCCCCUCUGCAGAGAUGAGCUACCCACCGACAGCCCAGACUACGAGGAGUACAAACAGGAAAAGGCAAGAAGGAAGCAGAAGGAACACAGGCUAGAGUACCUGCAUGGUGCCAUGUAUACGUGACCCGGCCUUCUCUACCUCCUUGUGGGAUCUUGGCACACUUACACGCAUUCUGAGCCCCCAGCUGGAACAAGCUGCUGUACAUAUACAACCUGGAUAGAGCUCUAAAAGAGGCAUAUUGUUUUUAUAUGUGAAGUUUAUUUGUCAUCCUUCCAUGGUUUAUGGUAAUACAAGAUCUCUGUAAAUCAAA